Messenger RNA from Bursaphelenchus okinawaensis, 2824 nucleotides. The record is from the annotation of a GenBank genome assembly. NCBI's taxonomy places the organism in Eukaryota, Metazoa, Nematoda, Chromadorea, Rhabditida, Aphelenchoididae.
AUGUACGAGAUCUGUCGUCAAUCUUGUAAUCUCUGUUCAACUACCAAGAACACUGGUGAUCAAGCAUUAUUACUGUUGAAUCUAAUCUCAUUAAUGCGAAAACAAAUUGAUGACAAAACUUUGUUACUAGAGUGUGUUCAAAACAACAAUACUUAUGCUUAUGUGGUUCCAAAGAUUAUCAAUAAUGGCAAACCGUCAUGUGCUGAUUUGACAGAUACUAAUGGAAUUUCGAAUUGCCAAAAACAUAUAGGCUUAUGUACUGACCCGUUUUAUAAAGGGCUGAUGAUGGUUCAAUGCAAAGCUACUUGUGGAUAUUGUGGUGGUAGUGGUAGCAAUAACAAUAACAAUAAUAAUAAGAAGAUUGAAAGUAGUCAGAAUGGUAAAGAAUUUAGGAAAAAGUUUUUUUUACUAAAAAAUAGUCAAAAAAUUUUUUUAAAUUUUUUCAACGUUUAUAGGCUUCUUAAAAAAUUUUUAAAUUUAAAAAUUUACAAGGAAAGUAGAUACCCUACCUACCCCGCUCAGAAUCAGCUCAAAAUUUUUAUAUGAAUUCCUUGUACUACCAAUAGUACCCAUAAAAAAUAUUAGCUUGUGCUUUUGAGUUUUAAAUUUAAAUUAUUUGGGUUUUUCCGCCAAUUUGGCAAAUUUGGCAUUGUCUUUCAAGUACUUUUUUCGGCUUUUCAGACAAGAUACGCUUACAAAUUUAAAAAUGUAUGUUCAUUUAAAGGUAUUCUACUAGUAUGUCAAAGAAAAAUUAUUAGAAGUCAAAAAAUGACAAAGUUACAAGCUUGAAACACAAUGCCAGGUUGGCGGGAAAUUCAAAAUGUCAUUUUUUAAUCUCGAUUUUCCCAUUUUCUCUAGAUAUCCUGGAAAGCGCGAUCUAGUACUUUGCUGAACAUCUUGUUUAUUUAUAUACAUGCUCUUUCUAUAUAAAAAGUUUGAAGUCAAUCACAGCGGAGUAGGUCAGGAACCUUCCUUGUUAAAUAUUUUCUUUUCAUUUUAGCUCUAGUUGUACCAACUCAAUGCGAAGACAAAUCUGUUAAUGGGAAAUCAGAUUGUUUGGGAAUGUCCAUGUUAUGUCAACAUCCCAAUUAUGUUUCAGUGAUGCGACAAGAAUGCGCCAAAACUUGCGGUUAUUGUACUGCUGAUUAUGGGUUGUACAAUCCUUAUCGUUAUUUGUACUAUGGGUAACUUAUAGUAGAUUACGACUGUUAAAAAUGGCUGGCGGAUAGAAUAGUGUUUGGUGUUGAUAACUGAUAAUAAUAUCAUUUUGUAAAAGGUUAAUAAAGAUUUGUUCAAAAUUUAAAAUUUCUUAAAAGCGUGUUGAAGAUAAUGAAAAACUGAUAAAACAUUUGCAAAACCUUGAUCAACGUCAUCAUUGCCAUUCAUUUUUUGAUCUCUGAUUAGUUUUCUUUUUAAUUUCGGCCGCUUCAGUGUACGUUGAACAUGUAACCUUUAGCUUCAGCUGAAUCAAUUUCAAAACAUUAAUCAGGCUUAACACCGAUAUUAAUCAGGCCAUUAAAUGACUAGGUUUAUAUGCUUUGGCCUAUAAAUCAAAACGAAUUUGCAAGAAAUUUCAAUUCGAAUUUAAUUAAAUUUUAUGGAAGUUAAAUAAUGUGGAGUUCCAAAAAUGGCUAUUAUAUAGCUUUUGUUUUAUGUGUAGAGACAGUCUUUGGACUGACGCCACAAGAUCAACAAUUUGUUGUUGAGCUUCACAACAAAUUUAGAAGUCAGCUGGCUAAUGGACAAGCUGUGGGGUAUGGUGGGGUUUUGUUUCCUGUGGCCUCGGAUAUGCAACAGUUUGUAAGUUUUAGCAUGUGAUUAGUACAGGAGGGUAAAAAUAGCAUGUGACUGUUACUGAUUUUCAAUAUUAAGGUUGCAAAAACCAUAUCCUUUGAUAAAAGUUUAAAAUUCUUUUUUAGACUUACGACACUUCUCUAGAAGCCACUGCAGCUUCAUGGGCAGCUGGUUGUAUUUACCAACAUCCUAGCGUGCUAAACUAUGGCCAAAACAUUGCUCAAUCUUUUGCCACGGAUGAAAGUAUGUAUUUGUUCUGGAAAUCUAUAUUUUACUCACUAAAAAUGGUUACUGAUCAUAUAGACAAGAAUUUUUUUUUGUUAAAAUUAGAAGUAGGGUAGGGUAAAUAAGUUUUUUAAUUUUUUACGUAUGUUUUUAAAAAAAAUUUUAAGAAAUUAAGUGAAAACUGAAAAAUAGGUAUCUAUAGUUAACACUGUUUUAGCAACAGCUUUGAACGACUCAAUGUUUGCGUGGUGGGACGAGAUAUCAGUUUAUCCGUACGGUCCACAAGUUUUGGUGUUUUCUGAUCAGACAGGUCACUUUACACAGGUAUGGCAAUUGUUUUUGCACAUUUAUUAUUCAUAUAUUUAACUUUAUAUCAUGCGUUUAUAGUAGUCCUACAGUAAAAGUAUGUUAGUGUUAGAUUAGGGUCACUCUUGAGUAGUUUAGGGUUGAGUUGGGUAGGGUAAUAUAGAAUAGAGGGAGAUAAAGAAGGGUAGGGUACGAUACGGUAUGGUAAGGUAGAGUAGGGUUGAAAAGAGGAGGGUAGGGUAAGAUAAGAUAAACUAGGUUAUUAAAAAUAUGAUUCCAGAUGGCCUGGGCCAACACGAACAAAGUCGGUUGCGCAGUUCAAUUCUGUUCAAAUGGACCUCAAAAUGGUUGGGACUUUGCUAAUUGGGCAUUUACUGUUUGUGAUUAUAGUCCAGCCGGAAAUGUGUUGACUGAACCUUUGUAUGAUAUUGGUCCAGUUUGUACUAGUUGCCCAUCACUAUCCGACCCUUGUGAUGAUGGGCUUUGUGUUGUAUCUUGA